CAGAUUGAGGGAUAUAGUGGGAGCAUCCACCAACUGGAGGGAUCAUGUACAAGCAAUGCAAGAAAGAAAGGCUCUUCAUACUCUGUUGGCAAAAUGUCAGGAAGAUCUUCCUCCUAGGAGAAUGAAGGAUAGCUACUUAGAAGUUAUUCUACCUCUAGGAAGUCAACCUGAAAUAAGAGAGAAGUACCUGAAUGUACACAACAGUGUGAGAUUUGGAAGGAUACUUGAAGAUCUUGACAGCUUAGGAGUUCUUAUUUGCUACACUCACACCAAGCAGGAAAUGCAGCCAAAGUCUCCCUUAUCAAUCGUUACAGCUCUGGUGGAUAAAAUCAACUUGUGCAAGAAGAUUAUAUACCCAGAUCGUGACAUCAAAUUCACAGGCAGUGUCUCUUGGGUUGGGAAGACCUCAAUGGAGGUGAAGAUGCAUAUGCUUCAGCUCCUGGAUGGUGAUUACAGCCCUGUGUUAGAUGCAACCUUUGUCAUGGUGGCUCGGGAUCCAGAGAACAAACGGCCAGCAUUUGUUAAUCCACUCAUUCCUGAGGGCCCUGAGGAAGAAGAAAUCUUCAAGCAAGGGGAAUUGAACAAGCUGAGGAGGAUUGAUUUCAGCACUGCUUCCUUACUGAAAAUGGCUCCCACUGCAGAAGAAAGAAACAUUAUUCAUGACUUAUUCCUUAAUACACUGGACACAAGGACAGUAAGUUUCCGGAGUCGUAAACUACCACCCAAUUCAGUCUGGAUGGAAGAUGCAAAGCUAAAGGGCCUACAGAUUUGUCAUCCUCAGGAGCGGAACAUCUUCAACAGGAUCUUUGGGGGCUUCCUUAUGAGAAAGGCAUUUGAGCUGGGCUGGGCAACUGCUUGCAGCUACGGGAGUUCCAGACCUUUUAUUGUAUCUGUUGAUGAUAUCAUGUUUCAGAGGCCAGUUGAGGUUGGAUCCUUAUUACUGCUUUCUGGGCAGGUCUGUUACACAGAAAACAACUACAUCCAGGUACGAGUACACAGUGCAGUUCAUGAUGCACAUACCAGGGAGCAGCAGACAACCAACAUCUUCCAUUUUACAUUUAUAUCUGAAAGUGAGGUCCCACGGGUUGUCCCCAAAACAUAUGGAGAGUCCAUGUUGUAUUUAGAUGGGAAGCGACACUUCGCUGAACUCAUGAAAGAAAUCUGA
Indicator indicator is the source of this 1165-nucleotide messenger RNA. RefSeq names its product acyl-CoA thioesterase 9 (gene ACOT9). Gene Ontology annotation, molecular function: fatty acyl-CoA hydrolase activity. The transcript has 13 exons. The record is from RefSeq and is a predicted model, not a curated record. Gene Ontology annotation, biological process: acyl-CoA metabolic process. The coding region runs from base 56 to 1165 and encodes 369 amino acids. Gene Ontology annotation, cellular component: mitochondrion. Lineage: Eukaryota; Metazoa; Chordata; Aves; Piciformes; Indicatoridae.